Hemicordylus capensis (graceful crag lizard) is the source of this 6506-nucleotide messenger RNA. It is a transcript of the gene HEATR3, whose product is annotated as HEAT repeat containing 3. The record is from RefSeq and is a predicted model, not a curated record. The coding region runs from base 148 to 2169 and encodes 673 amino acids. The transcript has 15 exons. Gene Ontology annotation, biological process: protein import into nucleus; ribosomal large subunit biogenesis. Lineage: Eukaryota; Metazoa; Chordata; Lepidosauria; Squamata; Cordylidae.
CCGCACGUAGCUCAAGCGCAUCCGGGGCAGCCAGCCGCUUCCCGAAGUGGCGGCGCCUGCGUGGGUCGGAGCCGCCGCACACGUGGGGACGGUCCGCGGCUGGCUGGCUCGCUCUUCCCGGGUCCUCUGCGCCGCCCGGGCGAGACGAUGGGCAAAAGCAAGCCCAAGCGGGUCCGCAAGUCGCCCUUUUCUCCGGCGGGCAACGCCACCGAGCCGGAGGGGGAGGCCGCAGGAGGGGAAGGCUGCGCGGCCGCGGAGCUGCUGGAGAAGCUUCAGCACCACAGCGCGGACAUGAGGGAAUUUGCCUGUGCCAGCAUUUCUAAGCUCCUGCAGCAGAAACAGACGAUCCCAGCCUUUGUGCAGAGAGAUGUUGUCCGAUGUUUGGGUCCCUUGCUGCUCGACAAAAGCCUAGUGGUUCGAGAGACAGCGGCAGGCGCUCUCCGAAAUCUCAGCGCUUGUGGAGGGUUUGACGUUUGUGAUGACAUGGUCACUAAAGAUGUGAUGACUCCCCUUGUUGCUCUGCUGAAAGAGUGCCGGGCAGGACUUGAUGAGAACAACGGCUCCCUGAAGGAAAGCAAAGAGCUGAACAAGAAUUACAUUGAAGACAUUGCCAAUGAGGCAGUUCACCUGCUGUGGAACAUCUGCGAAUGCAACGGUACGGCCGUGUCUAUAUUCAAUAGAGAAGGAUGUUUGGAUAUCAUGCUGCAGUUUCUGAAGAGGUUUCAUACAAACCUGGGCCUGGCUAUUGCAGUGGCGUUCUGCUUACAGACGGUGACGGAAGAUAACUCGGACUUGCUUUCAUCCUUUGAUGCUUCUGCACGCCAGGUGUUGGAAAUGAUAAUAUUAUCAUCGGAUAAAACCAUGGAGCAUGUUCUCUUGCAAACACUGGUGGCAGGUGUUACAUGGAACAUAAAAAACACUCUACCUUCUGGUCACCAGGCGAGCACUGUGAAUGCCAUCCUGAAGGUUCUCUCAGAAUGUUUAGCAAUAGAUGCGGGCGAGGUGGUUAUUCGGAUGAAGGAAGUGGAAGCAGAAAGAUUAAAAACCUCUGUGGAGCCGGGAGCUGAGGCAAAUGCGGGUGAUGGAGGCAACACAGUCCUUAAGGAGGUUGAGGAGAUGGAGGAAAUGCCUAAAAGGACCACCAGGAGCAAAAAUGACAUUUCAGAUCUACUUCCUCGCAGCAAGCAGGAACUGAAAGAAGCAUCAGCUUUACUUCUGGCACAGCAGACAGCCCUGGAAAUCAUUGUAAACAUGUGUUGCAAUGAAGACCCCUCGGAUGAUGAGUGGGAAGAGCUGUCCAGUAGCGACGAGAGCGACACCUUCAUUGACAACAACUGUGAUGAAGGCGAGAAGCUGCUGUCUCCCCUGUGCCUUUCUGCUGAGGUCCACACAGCCCUUAUGAACCACCUUGUUCCAAAGAAGAUACUUGAAAAAACUGCUUUCCCUAACAGCACGGCUGUUGACAUCUGUACAAACAAUCCAGCCUGGAAGCCACUUAUUAAAAAGCUUAACAUGGUCCAGUACAGAGCCCUCACCUGCCUUCACAGCAUCUUGUUGGUGUCUGAUGUAGAUUGCCUUGGAGGAGCUUCAGUGCUACAGGCACUGGCACAGCAUCUGUCGCAGCUGAUCUUUUCUCAGCCAGAGUUUUCCAAACUGACGGAAUUUAUGGAAGCUGUAACCAGUGCUUUGAGGGCUCUCUUGCAGAUGUUGGCGUCUAAUAAUAUACCUCAGUGCAUAACUCCUGAGCAGCUCAUGACUUUGUGCGAAGUGGGUAUUCAUAGCAACAACGUUGGUGUUAGAGUCAAUGUCGUUAGCAUUCUAGGAAUCGCUGGCAGCGUGCUGGGAAAAGUAGAAGAUUCAGCUGAAACACUGAAGAUGAUUGGGAAAUUCCUCCUUGAAGUUGCAACCAAGGAUCUUUCCCUUGUGGUAGGAGGAGAAGCACUGGACGCCCUCUUCGACGUUUUCGCCGACGGGAAAGAAGCUGAAAAGGCGGCAGAGCAAAUUAAAUUGCUUUCUGCGCUUAAGGAGUUCCAGCCGGUUUUCAAGGCGCGGAUGCGGAAAGAAGGGAAAGGACUUUACAGCACGGAUCAGUUGUGCGUGCUUGACAAUGUGAAGCUGAAUUUAAGAAGAUUUAUUGCUUAUCAGGAGCAGUUGGAGAGAAAAAAAUAACUUUUGUAUAGUGAAAAGACUGCAGAAUUAUAUUUUUAAUUGUUGUGUUGCUCAGCAUUUUAGUCUGGAAUUAUAGCACCUUACAAUGACUGGCAGUGGGGAGAGGAGGGUGGUGGGUCUUCUUUUGAAGCUGAAUUUCUUAUGGAUAAGUAUAAUGGUUUAAGCCCCUGGUGGCGCAGUGGUAAAACUGCCGCCCUGUAACCAGGAGGUUACAAGUUCGAUCCUGACCAGGGGCUCAAGGUUGACUCAGCCUUCCAUCCUUCCGAGGUCGGUAAAAUGAGUACCCAGAAUGUUGGGGGCAAUAUGCUAAAUCAUUGUAAACCACUUAGAGAGCUCCGGCUAUAGAGCGGUAUAUAAAUGUAAGUGCUAUUGCUAUUGCUAUUGUGUGUGGGGGGGGAUGAUUGAUGCAGUAUUCAAGCUGAGUUUGGCAUCCAGAGAUGCCAUAUAAUUUGAUGUAAAGGAACCCUGUUAUUGGGUGGGGGGUGCAGAUAGUGGGGCACUGGGGACAUGAGAAUUGCAGGGUUAGGUUCCUGAGGCAGCGGGAUGAAAAAUGGACUGAAAUUGGAAGGGAAGUGUCCUUCCAUGUUCUGUGUGUCACCAGCUGUCCAGCAAUGCCCCCAAAGUUUUGUGUUUUUUUAAUUGUGAAAAAUUGUGUUCCUCCCUCCUUUAAAAAAAAAAAAAAAAGAGCCACAAAAUGGCUCCUGUGUUCAAAAUGGCGGACAUUUUCACCCAUCCUCAACCCAUGGAUAUACGAGUCUUAACCCUUUAAAUGCCUAUUUUUUCACAUCUACCGAGGUUGGGUGGCAAUUACCUGAUUGCAGAUACUCGAAACUGUGGGUGCCGGUUCUGUGAUUAAUGAGGUUCUCCUGUAGAUUCUUGUUCAGGCAUCACUAGGAGUCUCACUUAAGCAGGGUUCCAUGCACACUCCAUCUCCCUUCCCUGCAGGAGUGUCCACUCCCCAUCUUGGUUAAAAUAAGCCAGGGUGGGUUGAGUUGUCUGAAUUCACUGAUCUCAGUUUAUUCUCAUCUGCCUACUUCAAAUAAGUCAAGAUCCGUAACUUGCUUCAAACUUUGGGUACAGAUCUUGACUUACUUGAAGUAGGCUAAAAGAAACCAGGAUCUGUGAGUUGUCAUAAAAUAAACCUCGGUUUAUUUUAACCUAGAUGGGAAAUGGACCAUCACGGGAUGGGAAGGGGAAACACCUGCUCCCAAGGCUCAGAGACUUCAUACAGAGUCUGGCUUUAACGGAGGCUCUGCAUGACAGCUGAACCAGCCCUGUGUCAACGUUUGACAGAAUUUCCCCUUAAAUCAAGAUGGGGGAAAAUAAUUUGAACUCCUAAGUGCCACCCUUACAUUUCUUAUGAGCCAGCAGCAGCACACUGUAGGGGCCAGCCCUGCCUGGAACCAAAUAACCAUUUCAGUCCUGUGAGCAUCAGGUGUCCAGGUAAGCCAAUGCCGGGGAUGUUUCCUGUUUGAAGGCCUACUGUGGAUGUAAUGGCCCAAGGCAGGUUGAUGUGGAGUAGGUAGUGGAUUCCUUGUCCCUCCCCAUUUUCAGAGCUAAUCCUGGUGCAAUGUCAGGUCUGUACUGUCUUUAACAUUAGCCGUGGUAAGCUCAAGCCAGGGUUUGCAAAUACUCUUCUAACCAUGGUUGCAAACUCUAAUGUUAGCUCACCCUGGCUAACAGUAACAAGGGGAAAUCGCACAUAAGCCCUCCAGGGCACUUCCUCCUCUCUUAACCAUGGUUACAAUUGUAGGAUCAUAUCUCUACAGCACGGGUGUACAACUUUGGCCCUCCAGCUGUUGUUCGACUACAACUUCCAACAUUCCUGAUUAUGGGCCAACAGGCUGGGGAUGAUGGGAGUUGUAGUCCAACAACAGGACUCUGGAGGGCCAAAGUUGUGCAGCCCUGCUCUACAGAGUGUUUGUCUCUGACUUUACUGUCAUGAUGUAGAACUAUCCAUGUCCUUCAGGUAUAAAAUUAUCACGGACACAAACAUAAUAUGAACAGCUUAAUUCAUGCUGGAAAAUUAUUGAAAAGAAAGUAUACUUUUAUGUAGUUCUCUGUGGGAUCAAAUUCGCUGGUAAAGCAAUGCUUGCCAUACAGAAGGCCCCAAGUUCCCUCCCUGGCAGCAUCUCCAAGAGAGGGCUGAGAGAAAUUCCUGCCUGCAACCUUGGAGAAGCCACUGCCAGUCCGGGUAGACAAUACUGAACUCGAUGGACCAAUGGUCUGACUCUGUAUAAGGCAGCUUCCUAUGUUCCUAAGGUAAGCUGUUUUUGUACCAUUAAUGAAGACUGUGGAUUAGCCUCAAAUGGCUUGAGCCUUGGGACUGGCUUUGUGCCAUCUGUAUUGGCUAAACAUGCUGCAGAAGCACCCCAACUUACUUUCAGUGUAUGGCCUACUCUUUUUAGUGCCAAAGACCCGGAAGAUGAUACUUCAAAUUCCUAGGUGGCAGUGUUGGCUAUAUAGCUGCAACCAUCUGCUGGACUGAGAAAAUAUUGCAGCUUUUGUAGGUGUUUUGCCAGUUUUUGUCGAUAUUUGCCAAUACUGUAUCUUCUUCUCUAAGUGACAUGUUGCCCGGGAAUUUUCCAACCUUGGCUGUAUAAAUGAUCGAUUGCCAUUGACUUCUCCUGUUGAGCCAUCCCAAUAGUUGUGGCUGUUGUCACACUGCAAAAACCGCCCACACCUGUCACCUUGAAGUGUAUUUGCUGAACAGCCGGGGAAAUAUAGAUGGCACAAAAGCAGCCUCUUCUGCCUUCAGUUGCUUAAGGGAGUUGGAGUUUAUAAUUAACAGAAAGCAGAAAGGUAGCAGCCACAUUAAACAAGAGUCCUUUGGCAACAUUGAGGCUAAAAAGGGUUAUGAUAGAUGCUUCUGCAGGCAAGAGAUUACUACUUGGAGCAUCUGAUGGAGCAGGUAGGUCUUGCCUAUGGGCAAUUCCAAGGGUAACGGAAUCAAACAUGUUGCCAUUUUUAGUCUACUUGCCUUAAGGAAAGUAAGCUUAGGAGAUCACAUGACGUUCUGUGUGUAUCUCCGAUCAACUUCGCAAUCCCUGGACCAAUAUGAAUCAAACUGAGUACAGUUGUAGUGAGUGACACAUAGGGACACCUCGAUACUUUGUGAUCAAGUCAUCCACCCCAAUUCAAGAUGGCAGAUGCAUGAACGUUUGAGGAACAACUGGGCUAACUUUGAGGAUGGUAAUUACCAAGAUUAUAGAGAAUGGAAAGUAGGCAAAUUAGUUCUUACCAGAACAGCUUGUUUCAAUGGCUGUAGCUGUAAGAAUUGAUAUUAUUGAUCCACUAGCAAGAGGAUAUCUACUUUAAGCCCAUAUUUUUACAAAAUCAAAUGUUAUAGAUAGCGUAGGAACCAUGCAAAGCAUGUUUGUAAUGGAAUCAGGAUUUUUGGUUAUCAUUUCUGAUUCCGUUACUGGUGUAUUUUAAAUAUUUCAGACACUAUAAUAUCUAAAGGUUCUGUAAAAAUAUGGCCUUACAGUAGGAGAUGUUUUACCAGUGCGUGAGAAUAUAUAUUAUUGGCUUGAAAAAUUGCUUAUGGCUAAAGUCAUUGAAAAAGUUGUAAGAUGCUUGAUUCUGUUACCCUUGGAAUAUGCUCCUCUAAAGUCGAUACCACCAUACACUUGUCUGGAUGAAGUUUUGGUUUCUCUUUUGCUACACAGUAAGGUAAGGGGUUGGAAGCUCUGGGUGAGAGCGAAUUUCUUGGUCUGAUGGCUCCUUGUUGCUCUGUUUUGUUUGGGUACCCUGCUUCACAUCUGCUAUCCAGGCAGCAAGUGUAGCACUUAUGCCUGCUGACAGGUGCACCAUGUAUGUGUGCAGCUUGGGAGAUUGCAUCACAGAGGAGUGGAGGCUUUUGGAUGGUCAUGCCUUGUUGCAUGCUGUGCGCCAGCCACACCUGGAUCCUCUGUAAACAAAGCAGGUUUGUACUCUUAACAGUACAAUUCUGUGCACGUUUACUCAGCAGUAAAUCCUGUUAUAUUCAGUGGGCUCACUCCCAGGUAAGUGUGCAGUGUUACUACAUGCAGCCAAUAAUAUUGCAUUCUAAGGUGCCAAAAUUGCAAGAAAAUAAAAUAAUCUCUGGUAUUUGCCUCUGUUUACAGUUCACAACUUUAUAUAGCACAGAUGAUUUCUCUAUUGUCUUGAAGAUGGUGUAUUAGGAUAAUACAGUAGUUAAGGAAGUAUGUUUCCCAGUUUAUUUUUUCCAAACAGAAUUGAUUUGCAUUUUUUUAAAAAAAUCAAAAAGCAAUGUGACCACAGCGUGUUGGUUUUUUGUUUCUAAUGAGCAAUCUGAUGUUUGAAAUGGAAGGGUAAAAUAAAUCACAUCAAUUGCA